AUGGAUCGUUUAAUCAAUAAUCUGUUCCAAAGGGUUCCUAUUAAUGAAGUGGUGAUUCCAGAGAACAUCGAUUCAGAUUUGUUGUUGAAUAAAAUCACGGAAAUUUCUCAAGAAAACCCAUACUAUAUUAAGAAUUUCCUUAACAAAUUAUUUAAAACUGAUAUAGAUCAAGAUGAAUUCUAUGAAUUGUUUGCUGAGUUGAUACAUGCCAAACCAAUGGAUGUAACACAUCCUGAUAUCAUUACCUAUAAAGUUGGAGAUACCAAAAUCAAGAUCAAAGAAACACCAAGAGUCAUCAGUGGAGGUGGUACAACAGGAUUAAGAACUUGGGAAGCUGCUUUAUAUUUAUCAAAUAAUUUUUUGUCUCAAAAUUAUAAGAAUAUAUUAUCUGGGAAAUCAAUUUUAGAAUUAGGUACAGGGACUGGACUAGUAAGUUUAUAUACCAUCUUAUCUGAAAAUUUUCAAGUGAAAGAUUUGGUAAUUACAGAUGGUGAUAGUACAUUAAUUGAAUCAUUAGGUUAUAAUUUCCAAUUGAAUAAUCUAGAUCUAAGCAAAACUAAGUGUCAAUCUUUAUGGUGGGGCAUAGAUCAUAUUCCAGAGGGGAUAGAUACAAUAUUAGCAGCUGAUGUUACAUAUGAUUCAUCAGUGAUUCCAAGUUUGGUUGAUUGUAUAAGGACAGGUCUUGAGCAAGGUGUUAAAGAUGCUUUUAUAGCAGCAACAAUUAGAAAUGAAGAAACCAUUGUUGUUUUUGAAAAAGAAUUGACUAAUGUCGGAUUGAAAUGGGAAAUUGUUGAUAAAUGUACUAAACCUGGUGAGUUGGAAAAUAGUUCGGUCUGGUAUGCUAAAACUACACCAGAAAUUCGUAUAUAUAAGAUUAAUAAAUGA
This is a messenger RNA of Hansenula ciferrii, 885 nucleotides long. It is a transcript of the gene EFM3, whose product is annotated as protein-lysine N-methyltransferase. Bases 1 to 885 code for a protein of 294 amino acids. Lineage: Eukaryota; Fungi; Ascomycota; Saccharomycetes; Phaffomycetales; Wickerhamomycetaceae. The transcript has a single exon. The record is from RefSeq and is a predicted model, not a curated record.